UGUCACGAAGUGACGUAGAACGCCAUAGAGACAGCGGCAGUAGAUGCUGUCCCAUCACCAGUUCACACCCAACGGCUGGACCACCAUGAUAUCCAGGUUGAAAGAUCUACACUGAGCCUUCUUGACCAACAUCGGAGGACACCGGAGAACGGAAGUGGAGGACAUCACGUGCACGGGCGUCCGAUUGGAGAAGCAAACGUCUCUCCAGAAACGUGUCCAACUUGGACAAGAGAAUUGAACGCCACAAAAUGUCAUCGUCGGUCAAGGAGGCCAACUACGUGGGACCUUACCGCUUGGAGAAGACGCUGGGCAAGGGACAGACAGGUCUCGUCAAGCUGGGCAUCCACUGUGUGACAUGCCAGAAGGUUGCCAUCAAGAUAGUCAACAGAGAAAAGCUCAGUGAGUCUGUUCUUAUGAAGGUUGAACGGGAGAUUGCCAUUCUGAAGCUCAUAGAGCAUCCUCAUGUUUUAAAGCUGCACGACGUCUAUGAAAACAAGAAAUACCUGUACUUGGUGCUAGAACAUGUAUCUGGUGGGGAGCUUUUUGACUACCUGGUGAAGAAGGGCCGACUAACACCAAAAGAAGCACGCAAAUUCUUCCGACAGAUAAUCUCAGCCCUGGACUUCUGCCAUAGCCACUCCAUAUGCCACAGAGACUUGAAGCCAGAGAAUUUGUUGUUAGACGAGAAGAACAAUAUCAGGAUAGCAGACUUUGGCAUGGCGUCUCUGCAGGUCGGGGACAGUCUGCUAGAGACCAGCUGUGGAUCGCCGCACUACGCCUGCCCAGAGGUUAUCAGGGGGGAGAAGUAUGACGGCCGCAAAGCAGACGCAUGGAGCUGUGGAGUCAUCCUCUUUGCGCUUUUAGUGGGCGCUCUACCUUUUGAUGACGACAACCUGAGGAACCUUUUGGAAAAGGUGAAGCUGGGAGUUUUCCACAUGCCUCAUUUCAUCCCUCCAGACUGCCAGAACCUUCUCCGUGGAAUGAUUGAAGUGGAUGCUUCCAAGCGACUGACGUUAGAGGAGAUCCAGAAGCAUACGUGGUACCUAGCGGGAAAGAAUGAACCUGAGCCUGAGCAGCCCGUCCCCAGGAAGGUGGCCAUCAAGAAGCUCGCGGCAGCAGAAGAGAUGGACCCCGAUGUCCUGGAGAGCAUGCACUCUCUGGGCUGCUUCAGGGACAAGGACAAAUUGAGCACAGAUCUGCUGGCUGAUGAUGACAAUCAGGAAAAGAUGAUCUAUUUCCUUCUACUGGACCGCAAGGAAAGAUACCCGAGCCAUGAGGACCAGAACCUGCCAGCACGCAAUGAGAUUGACCCUCCCAGGAAGCGCGUUGACUCUCCCAUGCUGAGUCGUCACGGGAAGCGGAGACCAGAGAGGAAGUCGAUGGAGGUUCUGAGUGUUACCGAAGGAGGAUCACCUGUACCGGUGCGACGAGCCAUGGACAUGGCAACUCACGGUCAGAGGUCACGGUCUAUCAGUGGAGCGUCCUCUGGUCUGUCCAUCAGUCCCCUCAGUAGUCCCAGGCCCAACCGGCGGUUUUUCAUCCCACCCCAGUCCCCAGACCUGUGUCAGUCCCCCAAUUGUAGCCCUGCCCGCUCUCCUGAAGUUCGCCUGAACGGGUUGGGUCCCCGCACACCCAACUCUUUCCAACCCAAAAUGGGCUCCCCCCUCAUGCACCCUCGCACACAGACCCUCCCUGCCAAGCCCAAAGUGUCCGAGAAGCCUCUGCAGAGCACCAGGUCCAACCCGCUCCCCAAUACCAGCCAGACUCCUCCCAAGUCUGAGCCCUCCACGCCCAACCAGCCUAUAGCGCCCUGUAUCCCCAACAGUCCCCGUGUGAGGCGACACCCUCCUCUUACUGUGCCCCCCAAGCUCUCCAUCCCUCUGUCCCCUGUGCCCCCUAUGUCCCCCCUGCGCCGCCACCACCUCCACCCUGACCACAAUGGCAAAUCUUUCCCCAACACGCAGGUGACCCCCCAUCCUUCCCCCAGAGGGAGCCCUCUCCCCACUCCCAAAGGUACCCCGGUUCACACGCCAAAGGACAGCCCAACUGGCACGCCCAGUCCGACGCCGCCCCCCAGCCCGUCCAUCGGGGGCAUGCCCUGGAGAACACGCCUCAACUCCAUCAAGAACAGCUUCCUGGGCUCGCCUCGUUUCCAUCGUAGGAAAAUGCAAGUUCCCACGCAGGAGGACAUGUCCAGUCUCACCCCUGACUCUUCCCCAGAACUUGCAAAAAAGUCCUGGUUUGGUAACUUCAUUAACCUGGAAAAGGAGGAGCAGAUAUUCAUCGUCAUCAAAGACAAACCUCUCAGCUCCAUAAAGGCAGACAUUGUCCACGCUUUCCUCUCUAUACCGAGUCUGAGCCAUAGCGUCAUAUCCCAGACCAGCUUUCGAGCCGAGUACAAGUCCACGGCCGGUCCGACCGUUUUUCAAAAACCUGUGAAGUUCCAGGUAGACAUCACGUACUCAGAGAGCAGUGGCGCCACCAAGGAGAACGGCAUCUACUCCGUCACCUUCACACUGCUUUCAGGUCCAAGCCGACGUUUCAAGCGCGUGGUGGAGAUCAUUCAGACCCAGCUGCUGAGUUCCAGUGAACAGCCUGGCACCCAGCCACAGAUCUCUGGCAGCCCCUUGAGUAACUUCUUUGACGUAAUUAAACAGCUUUUUUCCGACGACAAGAAUGCCCAAGCGUCCCGCUCGCCCGGCGCUCCCGUCACGCCUAGCUCCCCCACCAAGCAUGCCAAGCCCAGCCAGCCCCCCGCCAAUGACUCCAAAAGCCCCGCUGGCAAAGACAAAACAAAGAUGGCCGCCAGCAACAGGACACAGGAGCGUCCUUAAGGAGCGGUAGCCGUGCAUGUCUUAGUCGAAAAAGACGACAGAGGGGAACAAGAAAAAGCUGCUUCUGUUUUUAUACUCACUUCACUUCAUUAAGUAGGAAAUGUAGCUUUGUAGGCCCCGCCUUCUCUGUCCCAGUGGGGGGUGUCCUGUCAUGUUUGAUAGCUUGACUUGUCUGUGCCACCAGGGGUCAUCCACAAAAACUAUUAAAGUACGGCGGCCGGCCUGCUCGUCACCUUCAGCAAAGUCUGCAGCAAACCUCCUCACCUCCUUACUCCGUCACGUUCACGCCACCGGCCUUAAGACAGCGACAUUUGUCAGCGUGCACACAUCUUCUACUCUCUUUGAGGUCAUCCCAAGGUCGGCUUGAAAACACGCAAAGAUGGACGUCCCAAAGAAGCGGUGGAGGAAGCAGAGACAGACAGACACGUUUGGGAUUUUAUACAGACAUGAAUGAUCUCCUUUGUUGUAUCCACUGCAUCUUGUUUCAAGAAAAGGCCCGCUCACAUCAGAAAUACGCGCAAAACCAACAUACGUACUCCUCAGACGAUUCUACAUCAUGACGCUGUGACAAAAAAAACUGCUGUUUGCAAUGUUCUAACCAUCGAGUCAUGCCCCUUUUGAAAGACGGUAGAGUAAUUAGACAAAAUAACCUAAUAUUUGGUCAUUUAAUGUACAUUACGCUACUAACAUGUCCAAAAUCUCAAUCUUGAACAACACCAAAAAGCAUUACGAUGUGCUGAAAAUAAAAAGAACACAUAUUUGAACAGAUUUUGAGGGCAUUACACUUGCAACUGUGGCUCUAUGACAGGGGUGUCCAAACUUUUUCCAGCAAGGGCCACAUACUGAAAAAUGAAAGGAUGCAAGGGCCAAUUCAAUAUUUUUAAGUUAUUAUAUUUCAAGAGAAAAACUGCAUCUCAGCUUUGUGAUAUAGUUGAAAAAGUGUAUUAGUAUCAACCUCACUCAUUACUCCUUUUUUCCCAUUUUUUCAGUUUUUUUUUUUUAUUUUUUUCUAGUACAUUUUCCUUUCAUAAAAUUAUGCCUUUAUUUCUACAAUGUUUUGACUUUAUUCUCAUAGUAUAACUUUUUUCCCCAACCCCAUUAAAAAUAUAUAUUUUUCUUUAAUAUUUCUACUUUAUGAUGCUAAAAUGACGUUAUUUUCCUCAUAAUAUUACGAUGGUAUUCUUGUAAAAUUGUAAAAAAAAAAAAAUUGUCAGAAUUCUCGUUGAAUUUUUUCUCUUAAUAUUUUGACUUUAUUCUUGUAAAAUUACAGAUGUUUCAACAUUUCAAUGUUUCAACAUUUUUGUAAUUUUUCUUUCUUUUUCUUCAUAUUUCGACUUUAUUCCCAUAAUAUGAGUUUUUCCGCAACCUAUUUUCCUUUUUUUUAAAAAUAAUAUUCCGCCUUUAUAAAAAAAAGUUCCUUUUUCCUUAAUAUUUCAACUUUAUGCUACUAAUUUUUUUUUUUUUUUUUUUUUUUUAGUUUUCUUGAUAAAUUAUAUUUUUAGAAUGUGGUGCGGGCACCCACGCUGCUGUUUAGACACCACACUGCACAAUGACAGAGCACUGAGACAUUAUCCACAUGACACAUACAUAAGUCUAUGAACUGCAGCAAUAUUACAUUGUAAUUACCUGGGGAGCAUAUAUAAGAAAAAAGCUACUUUAUCUUUAAUUAUAUCAAGUUGUAAUAUCAUGCUAUAAUCGUAAUUGUCAUAGUUGUAGCGUAAAACAUGCACAGUACAUUAAGAACAAAAUACAUAUAUAUGUUAUAUUGGGUUAUUUUGUCUAUAAAGACGCUACUCUCUUUCAAAAGGGACACAGUUGGAUGGUUAGAACAUAGUGCGCACAUCUUGUCAUUAUACUUGCUUGCUUUUUGGACGGUGAGAGUGGUAUAUAUCAUACAAAAAACCCUAUUUAUUAAGAAAUAUAAGUUGCUGAGAAAGUACAAAGCAUGGACAAAGUCAAGAAGGAAUAAUGAUGAUAACAAAGUGUCCAAAACAGCAACUGCUUUGGCUUAAGACCAGAAAACAAACUACAGUUCGGAAAUGGAGCAAUAAGGCCGUCCAGGAAAAAAAGGGAAAGUACAAGUACAUUAAGUAAUACUUAAUCAUGGAUAAUAAUCGUGGAUGCCAGUGACGCAACGUUUAAGAAUGGUGACGAUUGCCGAUUGGGUCCACCUGCCUUGCUGCCCCGUCCCAGCCACCCGAAGACGUCGGAAAAACAGGGAACAAGCAAUAACGGUAACAAAACCUACCCCUAAGAAAUGGCGAAAAAGACUUGGGUUGUGUCUCGAUUAGUACAUAUCAGUAAGUAUACUGUGUACACUGUGCACUUAGUUCCUGAGUCUGCCAAGUAUGAAAGUGUGGUACUGUCCUGUAACCAUCAGUUAUUGUACAGUUACCCCGAAAUGACAAUUACAAUAUUUACCUUCUUUUGUUCACUACAUUCCAUCGCUAAAGGGUGGUCCUCAGCCGCCAUUGUUCCAUGGUACUGACCGUGACCUGUGAACACACUUAUGCACUCAAAAGACUAGAGUAAGUAUGCAAGUGCACGAAUUGAGACACAGCCUAAGGGUACAAAAGACGAGUAAUAAAUACUCAGGUAUACGGAAGGGAACUGGGAGGACUAAGGUACAGAAUGUAUCAUCUGGAGUCUUCCUGGUCUGGACGCAGGGCUAAAAGAAUAGUGAUGAUUGACAGUUGUGUCCACCUGCCUCGUUGCUCCGCCUCAGUCACCUGACCAAGCUGCCUGAAACAGAGAACAAGAAAUGGCAAAAAACAAGAACAUCAAAAUAAGAGUUUAAGCCCAUGACACUUACUGUAUGAGUAGUAUGCUUUUAUGUAUUUAUUUCAUAGUUUAAAUCAGGGGUGUCCAAAGUACAGCCCAGGGGUGGCCUGCAGGUGUUUUUUUCUUAGCGCGCAGCAUAUUCUAAAAAUAUAUUGUAACAAGAAAACUUAAAAAAAUAAAAAUAAAAAAAACAACAGCAAAAAUUAAAAAAUUUAAAGUCAUUUAGCCAGAAUUACGUCAAAAUAUUAAGAGAAAGAAGUUGUAAUUUUGCGAAAAUAACGUAAAAACCGUAAUAUUAUGAAAAACAAACAAAACAACUAAUAAAGUUGUACAUUUUGGAAAAUAAGUUUGCGGAAAAAGUUAUGUUACAAGAAUAAAGUCCAUAUAUUCUAGGAAUAAAUUCAAAAUUAUGAAAAGAAAAUCUACAAGAAGAAAGUUGAAAUAGCUGGAAAAAAAACAACAGCAGAAAUGGAAAAAUAAUAAAGCCAAUUUGUUAACAGAAAAAAAGUCAAAAAAAUUUUUAUAAUAAACUUGUAAUAUUAUGAGGGAAAAUAUUGUCAUUUUAGUACCAUAUAGUUAAAUUAUAUAUAAAAAAAAAUAUUCUUAAUUGUAAUAUUGUGAGAAACAAACAAAACAAAAUACAGUUGUAAUUUUUCGAAAUUUAGGUUUGGGAAAAAGUUAUAAUAUUAUGGGAAUAAUGUCCAAAUUAUGAGAAGAACAUUUCCAAGAUGAAAGUUGAAAUAGUUUAUGGGGGGGGGAAGCAGAAAUGGAAAAAACAACUGUAAUUUUACGACAAUAAAGCCAAAAUAUUAAGAGAAUAAAGUCAUGUUCUAAGGAGAAAAGUCAAAUUUUUUUGCAAAUAAUAUAAUAAUAUCAGGGGAAAAAAUAAACUUAUUAUUUUUUUAAGUGUUAAUAUUUUGUGUAACAAACAAAAUAAAGUUGUAAUUUUUGGAAAAUUAGGUUGGGGAAAAAGUUGUAAUAUUAGGUUGAACAAAGUCAUAAUAUUAUGAGAAAAAAAAUUACAAAGGUUAUUUAAGAACAAAGUUGAAAUAUUUGGAAAAUACAAAAAAAGCAACAGCAAAAAUGGGGAAUAAAAAACCACAACGUUCAUAGGAUUUUUCACUUAUGUGACAGAGCUGAGAUGCAGUUGUUUCUCAAAAUAUACGGUAUAUAACUUCUUAGCAUAUCUACGUGUGUUGCUUUACAAAAUGUCAAAGUGCAUCCUUUCAUUUUUUACUGUGUGGCCCUCCGUGGAAAAGGUUUGGGCAUCUCUGGUUUAAACUUAUCUUAUCUCAGUCUUUAUCUUAUCUUAUGCAAGUUGAAGCGCAGCAGAGCAGAAUCUGAAACACUUGAACUUGGUUUUUGCAUCCCCGUAUGUUUUUUCAUCGUGGAGCGUUCAGGCGUGAAUGAAGUCUACGGGGUGAGGUCAUAAAUACAAAUAAUAACAUUUCUUGACUUUUGCAAGCACUUCCUGUGGUCCAAUGAUCAAUUCGAUGUUUUUCCUGAUGCUUAGUCAGCACUUUGCUGCGAGCAACUAAACAUCUCGUUUUUCAGCGUUUUAUUUAAGUGUAUUUAUCUUUUUAAACUCCUCUGUGUAUUUUUGUACUUGAUUGUAUUUUUUAUUUAUCCUCAUGUAUUUAUAAGAAAUGAAAUGAUUGCAGGAUGUUGUCAGUAGGAGUGGGUGGGGUUAUAUUUAUUGGAGGGAAUGACUGAGCGUGCUUUCAGAAUGUAGACGUAGCCUCGUUGAGAGGAGCAAAGCUUUUCUUGCUGAUUGUCAGCGUCUUUUCUUGAGUUUUCUCCUUUGCAUGUUCAGCGUUUGUCUUUUCUUUGCAUGUGCGAGUUGAAACAACGACUUUGUUAUGUUGUUCAUGUGCAUUUCUUCGCUUUAUUUCCACGUUUCCGCCGUCUUGGCCUCUAGCCUUCUUUUUGCUGACUGUGCAUACCAUGACCGUGCGAUUCUGCGCAUUUGUCCACCCAAGUGGGACCUCGCUGGCGACCAGGUCCCACCUCAGCAAAUCAGAGAGGAAAUAAAAGCAAUAUCUUUCA
Molecule: messenger RNA, 7661 nt
Organism: Dunckerocampus dactyliophorus (ringed pipefish)
Lineage: Eukaryota; Metazoa; Chordata; Actinopteri; Syngnathiformes; Syngnathidae
Product: serine/threonine-protein kinase BRSK2-like
Exons: 19
Coding region: 249-2834 (861 amino acids)
Biological process (GO): microtubule cytoskeleton organization; intracellular signal transduction; protein phosphorylation
Cellular component (GO): cytoplasm
Molecular function (GO): tau-protein kinase activity; ATP binding; protein serine/threonine kinase activity
Source: RefSeq, a predicted model, not a curated record